UUGGCACUCAGCCUUCCUUAUGUUCUUGAAAGCUUCAGGAGAAGUUACAGAAGGGCCCUGAAUGAAAAGUAAUGUCCUACUUGGUCAAAAAAAGUAACAUCUGUUCUCCAGAAACAACUGUGUCAUCUCUCCUAGCGAGUGGUAACUUUAAGAGUGGCCAUGAUUCCUUGAGUCACAGUUCAAUCCAAUACAAGGACAAAUGGUAUAGUUCUGCCUCUCAAGCUUUAGAGGCCUAUAUUAAAGAUUUCGAUCUCAGUCUUUCAUCGUCGGACGUCAGAACUGGAAAAAUUGAAAUUCUUCCGAGGGCUCCUGAAAACUUCACAUCCUCAAAGGACAAUUUCAAGGCCAAGAGUGAAAAUGUCAAGCACCGUACACUUCUGGGAAGAAGAAUUGUUUGUGAGCCAGAUAUAGUUAGUCUGACUACAGAUAAUCUUUUAGCAUUUCCUGAAGAUGGUUCCCCCUCUUUCAGGAUUUCUAGGUCAUUAGCUCAGAGAAGCAAUGUGAACAGGAGGUCCUGGACGACAUCUGCUUCUUGUUCUCAUCACUGGACUUCAUCCGUCCACGAUAAAAAAAAAGAAGAUUCUUUGAAAAAUUCCUUGCUUCCUUCCUCGUACCAUGAAGGUAGCAGAAAAAAGGGUACACGAUAUAAAUUUCAAAAACAUCAUUCUCUGCUGCCUGGAAAUGACCAGCUUGCGAGCCGAGAGACAGUGCUUCAUAAGAAUUAUCCAAGAUGGCUGACAAACCAUAAAACUGAGUUGAGCAUUUCAGAUCUAAGCAGUAUUCCUGAAUGCAAAUAUCCCAUCUGGCUGAAGAAUCAUAAUCUCUUAUUGGAUCCAAGUAAUGAAAAUUCCACACAGACCUCACAUGUGUCUUUGCAAGAUAAUCAGGAGUUGGUGGAGUUUCAAAAUAUUAAAAGACAUAAUGAUGUGGUGAGCCUAAGUCACGAGUGUGAUGCUCAAUCACAUCGCCCCAAAGAUUCUCCAUGUGCCUGUUUUCUAUUGAAGGGCUUAAGAGAGCACAAGGAUCCGCUUAUAGAUGACACAGAGAAACUGAUUCAGAAAGCAAGGAGGGCCCUGGAACCUUCUGCUGAGCAAUCAACCAGUCUCCUGAAAAGUGAUGGGAGUCCAUGUACAGUGGAUGUACUAGAAGCAGAAAGAUUGUGGGAUAAUGUUCCAAUUGGUUUAAAAUCUCCGGUACCUGUAUCCUGUGUAGAGGAGAAUUCGCCACCAAACCCCAAGGCAAGGAUGGUCAAUAACUUUUUAGAAGACUGUUUGCAUAAUGAUCAACAG
Messenger RNA from Thamnophis sirtalis, 1289 nucleotides. The record is from RefSeq and is a predicted model, not a curated record. Lineage: Eukaryota; Metazoa; Chordata; Lepidosauria; Squamata; Natricidae.